UUAUUAUUGUUUCCACCUUCAAAUGCGCGCCGCUAGCAAAAGAGACACGAGAUGAUCGCUAUUGGAUUGUCAAGCAGCAUAGCUCGCUUCGCGAUUGACCAAGUCACCUCAUGUGCACGCAUUAUUUUCAAUUCUAAAUUCUUAACGCCGAGGAGUAAUCCUUUUUCCUGGUCGAGGAAGGCUUGCCCACGCGCUGGUUGAUUGUGUGCUCCCAGAAAGGACUCAGCGGUGCCAGCAGUAGCUAGUCCGGCGGGAUCUGGAGCUUCCCAUAUCAAAAGGUACCCUUGUAUUGCGCGCUCAGCGCCGAACUCUCCGAACGUGAAAAGGAAUGGGAGGGAUCGAAUUCGGGGGGAGCGAGACUUGCAAGGAUGUCUCCUUGUUAUCCCGAUCAGGAUGAGAAGUAACCAGCCGCGGAGCGCGAAGGAAACUUUGGUUUCCACGCAGACGACGGCGACGCACAGUUUCGAAGGGUCAGGGAGAGAGUGAAUGGUUUGCUAGUUGUAGCGGUUGAAAUUUUAUGGCGGAGAUGGAGGCGGAGGUGAUGAUGGAAGACGGCGCGUCGGAACCGAGACCACAACAGGAGAUGCAUCCGGGAGUAGUGUUGGUCGCGUUGGAUGUCAACAAGGAUAUCUCUACACAGGCUCUGAAUUGGGCGUUCAUGAAUGCGGUUCGGCCAGGCGAUACGGUUUGUAUCGUGGGCAUUCUUUCUCACGUCCUUAAUCCCAUGGGAUACAAAUGCCGCCUGGACGAGAAUUCAUGGCUCGGAGCCAAUAGGAGGAUCUUGGAAAACGAGCUUUCCAGCAAGCGUCUUGCGUUGUUAAAUAUCGAGGAUCUCAAGGAGUGUUGCGAGAAGGCCCAGGUGCAGAUAGUGAUAGAUGUGAAGCCAGGGCUUCACCCAAAGAUGAUCGUCGUUGAAGAAGCCAAAAAAUUCGGGGCUCAUCAUGUCGUUCUUGAUAGAAAAAUGAAGCAAGAUAGGAAGUAUUUUAUCGACAACCUGACGUGUUUCGUCACGCGCGUCCGUAACUCGGGAGGUGUGGACUACGUUCGCCAGUUUGCUAUUGCGGCACCAGGCUCCAGCUUGUCGAAGCACUCCUCCUUCAAUUCCUCGCUAAGAGGAUCGUCAAUGUCGUCCACAACCUACAAUCAGGACCUGAAGGACCUGAUGCAAGGAGGGGGACCAUUGUCGUGGAGGCGGCAAGACUCCAUAGCCUCAACUGGCACCACACGGAGCCGUCCUAGCUUCGAAUUCGACCGGAACCGAAUCGAUGAACCCUUAGUCGUGGCCAACCACGACUUGAGACUAUCUACUACAGUCGAUGAGCCAAUCUUCGAAAUUCCGCGCAGCAGGAACAUUGGCGAUUCUCAUCACCAUGAGCCCCUGUACUCCAGGGACAGGAGGCUGGAGGAGGCCAAAACCCCUAGGUUGCCCCAUAGCAGCAGCUUGCCGGUUUCGAAGGCUCUCACGGUGCAGACGUGUGUGCCUAAAACAAAUCCCUUCUCGAGGUCGAUGUCGGUGGACAGAGUGGCAAGCGGCCGGAUCGGCUCACGGGAGAAGGCUGCUAAGUCCGUUUGGGUGUGGACGAGCAGCAAGGAUGUCAUGAUGGCCGCCGUUGAGACAGGCUGGACGACUUUUGUCUUCACAAUUGAUACAAAAGACCUCGCCGACGACUGGAUUUUGCUUGCAAAAAUUCGGCCAUUAUACCUGGACGGCGGCCAGAUCGUGGAUUCCCACAAUCGGCAAGUGGCAGCAUUGGGCCAUGAGUUUGCGUCCGGCGAGCAGAUUGAUUACCUUCCUUCUUUGAUGGGCCGGGCUGAAGUUGUGGUCAUGAGUGCCCUCGAUUCACAGGUUGCGGCGGCAGAGAGGAUGGUUGCAGCAUUUUUGAACAGUAGUACAGCUCUGUACGCCGUGGUGAACAGCACCAGCGAUGCCCGGACUUAUCUGGAGGCCCUCGGCAAGGGCACAGACGGCGUUGUUCUACAUACAGACGACCCUUCGCAGAUCUAUCAACUUGGGACGUAUUUGAAAAAGAGGGAAGAGACCACCAUGGGCGUGAGGAUGGUAAACGCCAUGGUCACGGCAGUGGAGCCGGUGGGGCUUGGAGACCGUGUCACUGUUGAUCUUUGCCACCUCUUGCAACCCGGAGAAGGUCUCUUGGUUGGUUCAUUUGCGAGAGCGCUCUUCUUGGUGCACUCAGAGUGCUCAGACAUCGACCCCACCGCUUCCCGUCCCUUUCGCGUAAACGCUGGCCCAGUACACGCAUAUGUUGGCAUGGCCGGAGGCGUCACUUCCUACCUGUCUGAGCUUCACACCGGCAGUCAAGUGCUGGUGGUGGACGCACAGGGACGAUCUCGGACAGUCUUAGUGGGGCGGGUGAAAAUUGAGCAAAGGCCGCUGCUGCUUGUGGAAGUGGAAGUGGAGGGACAACGGCACAGCGUCUUGUUGCAGAAUUCAGAGAAUGUGUGUCUUGUGACUCCUGGAGAGGGAAUGAACGGCAAGCCGGUGCGCGUCACAAGCCUGAAAGUAGGCCAUUCGCUGCUACUCAAUCUGCAAGAUGAAGCAAACGACGCCGAUGAGCAGAACCAUCCAAAGCAUGUGGUUGAAAGGUAGAAAGGUGCAGGUAGUAGAUGUGAAUUUUCACCCUUUUUUUAUUUUUUUUAUUUUUAUUUUUUUAUGUAGCAAAUGAACUGAUUUCUGAUCAUUGAUAGAUCGAUGAGAGACGAGCCUACAGUCUUGGAAGCGUAUAAAUCAUUCGUGAUCUUCCAGCAUUUGGGAUAUACAUGUGGUCUUGUACCGCCACUGCAGCGCUUUCUAUCAGUCAAUCAGCUGCUUUUGGUUGUCAGGGAGGAAAACUUGCAUUCCCUUUGAGAUCAGUCGCGGAUUUUUACUGUCCUCUCACCUAUUACUUUCUCACCUGUCCUUUGGAGGAGAAGAGCUAAAGAUAUGGAUGAGACUAGCAUUGGAAGGGCCGCUUUCAAGCAGACUCUGAUCGUGUUACUUCAUUUUCCGUUACAUUUUCUUCUGGGGUGAGUGUCCGAGAGCUUGUGAAUUGCAGCGUUGCGCUCUGAUUGUUACCACUUCAUGGUAUCACAACAAAUGGAUUUUUUUUUUGUGUAGCUAUUUGCCAUGCUGUGCUACCUGUACAGCAAUGAGACCGAAUUCCUUGUCAUCUCAUCCUAUGCUACGGUCACGGCUCUCAAUCCAAAUGCUGUUUUCAA
Molecule: messenger RNA, 3216 nt
Organism: Physcomitrium patens
Lineage: Eukaryota; Viridiplantae; Streptophyta; Bryopsida; Funariales; Funariaceae
Biological process (GO): aromatic amino acid biosynthetic process
Molecular function (GO): 3-dehydroquinate synthase activity; oxidoreductase activity
Source: RefSeq, a predicted model, not a curated record